Messenger RNA from Pseudoliparis swirei, 1026 nucleotides. It is a transcript of the gene sftpba, whose product is annotated as prosaposin. Gene Ontology annotation, biological process: sphingolipid metabolic process. The record is from RefSeq and is a predicted model, not a curated record. Gene Ontology annotation, cellular component: lysosome. NCBI's taxonomy places the organism in Eukaryota, Metazoa, Chordata, Actinopteri, Perciformes, Liparidae. The transcript is spliced from 10 exons. Bases 12 to 794 code for a protein of 260 amino acids.
CUGAAAAUAACAUGAUGACUUUGCUCAAGAUGGCUUUGAUUCUCUUCGCUGGUCUUCAAGGCUGUGCUCUGAAUUCGGCUUUCCACAUCGAUGGUUUGCAAAGUAUUCCAGAUGCCCUGAGAGCUACUGAGGAUGUCUGCCAGGACUGCACCCAACUAUUUGAACUCCUUGCUGACCUGUUUUCCAAAGCUGACCUCCAGAAAAAGAUGAUGGAUGGCAUUGAAAAUCUGUGUGACCACCUGCCCGGACCAGCGACUGCUGCUCUCUGCAAAGAAGAGGUGGAGAAGAUGCUUCCACUGGUCAUCAACUUCAUUGCUGGGGUCGCAAAACCAGCAGAGGUCUGCAAAGUCAUCGGACUCUGUGGCUCCUUUGACACGCAGCAGAAGAUGAUCAGUCAUUUGGACAAGGAGGCCCUUCAGGUGCAGACCAGCACACCAUGCUACCUCUGUGUUUUCAUUAUCCAGAGAUUGGAGGACAUGAUCUCUAAAGACUGGACUGAGGAGGCCGUGAUCAAGCUGCUGGGGGAGAUGUGUCGUGUCUUGCCUUCCUCCUACCGAGACCAGUGCGAGGCCGUGAUUGGCAGGUUCAGCAAGGCGGUGCUGGAUGCAAUCCUGAGCUACGCCACCCCGCAGGCCGUCUGCGCUCUCAUCCAGCUGUGCCAGGUGCAGGAGGCUCCUCUCGUAGACCCAUGCACUUGGGCAACCUACAGGUGCAGAGAUGUGACUACUGCCCUCAAAUGUGGAACGGUCUUCUACUGUCACAAAUUUGCCUGGAAGCCUCUCAACACACUUUAAAAUGUUACGGGUGGACCCAAAAGCUCAGUGUCCCCAGGGACGACCCAGAUGUUUCAACAUUAAUCAUACUGCGUGACACCUGUGGCAUUGCUUUCCGAUUUGAUAUCCAACUAUAUUUUGGGAUUUUGCCUAGUUACAUUUUUUUUGAAGUUUUCACAAAUAUUCUGAAACUUGAUGAGAAUUGUACCUUUUAAACUUGUACUAACCUCCAUAUAAAGGUCGCAGAGCUUCA